Molecule: messenger RNA, 1062 nt
Organism: Adineta steineri
Lineage: Eukaryota; Metazoa; Rotifera; Eurotatoria; Adinetida; Adinetidae
Source: the annotation of a GenBank genome assembly
AUGACUCUUGCAGGAGUAGAUGGCAUUACCAAAGGUGAAGUCUCUCGAAAAGGUAAUCGUGCACAAUCAGAAGGAACAAAAGUUCAACGAGGAUUUACUGUUUGUGCUACGGGUGUUCCAUCAAUUCCAAGUCCUUAUUUAACCAUUAUUACUAGUAACAAUGAAAAGAAAGGUUUUCACCAAACUGCUAAACGUUUUCAAUAUGAGACAACUUUGGCACCUGGACCUGGACAAUAUGAUACAGUUCGACCUAUCGAUAAACAAUUAGAAAAAACGUCUGACUCGAAAAAAGGUUCAGGUGGAUUUGCUUCCAAAAGUAGACGUGAAGGUUUCACGAGUGGUGCAUUAAGUGCUCCAGCACCCACCGCUUAUAAUAUUUCAAGUAAACUUGGUACUGGUCAGCAUGAUUUUAAUCGAGCUAAAUAUUCCAGUAUGUUUCAAAAGCCUAUUGCUGAACGACCUUUAUCAUCAAAAUCAUCAAUUCCAGGUCCAAAUCAAUAUGAUGUUUAUAGAGGAUUAAGAAGAACAGGAAAAUCAAAUAAUGUUUCAGCACAAGCAGCUUUUCGAUCACAUACAAAACGAUCUGUUCCAGUGAAUAAACAUUUCAUAACACCUGCUCCUGAUACAUAUAAUGUAAAUGAUGCUGCUACUCGAACAUUAAGACCUAUUCAUCAAUCAAGUUUUAAAUCAACAUCAAAACGUGAUACAUUUAGUUCUAAAUCAACCACUGAAAUACCAGGUCCAGCUGAUUAUCGACCAUUUGAAAAAUUAACCGAAGAACCUCAACGACAAAUAUUUCCACGUCAUCCUUAUUUAACUAUUUCUGCUCCAGCUAUUCCACCUCCACCUGAUGCUCCAUUUCCUGGUCCAGGAGCUUAUGAAAUUUGUGGUUUUAAAGAAGUUGAAAAGAAAUAUAUGACAUCUGCUGCAUUUGUUUCCAAUACAAGUCGAUGGGCACUUGAUACAAUAGCAGCAGCUGAACAACCUGGUCCAGCUUCAUAUACACCACGCGCAGUACCAAAACAAACAUUUAAUUUUAAUUUUGAACGAAAAUGGAUUUGA